GCUCGCCUCGUCGCCCCUACUACAGUACAACAAUUCUCUUUCCCCCCAGACUGCUCUUCCACGUCGGACGUGCCUACCUUCUGCCGACGCGCAUGUCACACCGUGCGCCGCCUUCUGCUCCUCUUCCAUCGCGCGAAUUCCCCCUCGCCGCGCAUUCCCCCACCGCUCCCGACACCCGUACGCGGAAAAAGCUUUCCCGCCCGCCACUGGCAUGCCGUGUCCCCGCCGCCUUGCGCGUCACUCGCUGCGCUUGCCGCAAAUGCCGUCUGUGACACCGUCCCCUCCGCCCCACCGCACCAGGCGGAGCCAUUCUCCCCCGCACCGUGUAUCGCGCCAUCGUGGGAGGAGCGUGGCGCUGCAAUGCCCUCCUGCCAUCGCCCUUCUCUUCUACUGUGUCCUCGUGCCUGCUAGCUUGCCUGGUCGCGCCGCUGCUGUCUCCGCCGUGGCUCAAACCAUCGCCGACUCGCAAGCGGCGGUGUUGGAGGAGUGCGUGUUGGCGUGGGGCGCGCAGAGUCUGGAGGGGUGGCGCGUGGGGAGCAACUGCAGCGCCGAUGGGGUGUGGCUGCAGUGCGAUGGCGCGGGCAUGGUCACCGCCAUCAACCUGGGGUCCCUGGGGACGGGCAGGAAGCUAGCGGGGUCCAUUCCUGCUGCACUGGGAUCGCUGAGCAACCUCGAAUUCCUGAGUCUGAGUGCCAACAACCUGUCCAACAUCAUUCCGCCAGCUCUCGGCAACCUCACUGCUCUCUCCCAUCUGGAUUUGAGCUAUAACCAACUGGUGGGGCCCAUUCCUAGUGCCAUCGCCAACCUUGCCAACCUGCGCAUUCUGUUUCUCAGUGGCAACAACCUUGCAGGGCCCAUCCCUCCUGCAAUUGGCACCCUCACAUCGCUCACUGAACUCAUGUUGCACAACAACCAGCUGCAGGGCCGCAUACCAGCUGCCCUCACCAACCUCGUGCACCUUGCCACCCUUGCCCUGAACGAGAAUCUGCUGUGGGGCUCCAUCCCAUCGUCCAUCGGCCAGCUCAGCAACCUCACCAUGCUCAACCUGAGGGAGAACGAGCUGGAUGGUGCCAUCCCCAGCUCCAUAUGGACCCUGCCCCACCUCCAGUGCCUGCUUCUUAGCGGCAACAGCCUCGCCGGGUCCAUCCCAAAUGCUAUCUCCAACCUCUCCGCGCUCUCUCAACUGCAGCUGGAGAGCAACCGUGUGAGUGGCUCAGUGCCGGAGUCCCUGGGGGCCAUGACAGCGCUGGCAGACAUCUUCCUCGGCGGCAACAUGCUGUCAGGCUGCAUUCCUGCAUCCAUCUUCGCUCUCAAGUCCCUCGCGCAUCUCUCGCUGCAGGGCAACCAGCUGUCUGGCUCCAUACCUUGGUCCACCGCCCCUCUCACGGCUCUCACACACCUUGAGCUGGGCGGCAACAACUUCACAGGGCCUCUCCCAGACGCCAUCACCAAUCUUGCACAACUCGUGCAUAUCGACCUGAGCUACAACAGUCUCUCGGGCUCUUUCCCUGAUGGAAUCACCAACCUCACUGCUCUCGCCUUCCUGUCCCUUGAGAAAAACAACUUCUCCGGCGCCAUUCCCCCGGCUCUCUCGCGACUCGCCAACCUCGCGGAGCUGUACCUGAGCAGCAACCUUCUCUCGGGCUCCAUCCCAGACUCCAUCACCGCUCUCUCCAGCCUUGUCUAUGUCACCUUGGGCUACAACAGUCUGUCGAGCAGCAUCCCAUCAGGCAUUGGACAGCUGGCGUCGCUGUCACAACUCUCGCUGCGCCACAACCAGCUCACGGGCCCCAUCCCCCCGUCCAUCGGCCAGCUCACACAACUCUCUGAACUGUACCUUGAUUCCAACUUUCUGUCCGGCUCCAUCCCCGAUUCCAUCACCAACCUCUCCCUCCUUGUCGCACUGUACCUGGACUCCAACCUGCUGUCUGGCCCCAUCCCUCCUGCCGUCGGCAGCAUUCGGCCCCUCUUGGACCUAUCCCUCAGCUACAACCAUCUGAAUGGCUCCAUCCCCGACUCCAUCAGCAACCUCUCCACGCUCGUGCUGCUGCACCUGGCCAACAAUUCUCUCUCCGGCUCCCUGCCCACCUCCCUCAAGAUGCUCCCUCGCCUCCUCGAACUUGAGGUGCACCACAACAACAUCUCGGGCAUCCUACCCAAUGCGCUUGGCGGCCUUGCCAACCUCGUAGUGCUCAACCUGGGGUACAACCAGCUGACGGGCUCCAUUCCAACAGUCAUUGGCAAACUCACUGACCUCAUGAACAUCUCGCUGAAUUGGAACCAUCUGUCGAGCCCUCUCGCCCCGGAGCUCUUCACCCUUCCCAAGCUGCAACGCCUCGAUGUGAGCCACAAUCUGCUCUCGGACUCCAUUCCCGCCAACAUUAGCAACCUCGUCAACCUCCAAUACCUGGAUCUGUCAGCCAAUGGGCUCUCAGGCGGUAUUCCAUCGACCCUGGGCAAUCUAGCUCUGCUCAAGAACAUUGACCUGCGCACCAACAACCUGCAGUCAUCCAUCCCUGCCACACUCGGCAACCUCAUGGACCUCACAGCCUUGUCGGUGGACCAUCCCGAGGUGUACUGUCUGUCGGGCGAUGUGUACUGCGAGGUGCCUCAGAGCCAGGACUCCCUCUUCUGCCGCAAGUGCUCCUCCUUCUGCACCUCCUGCCUCCCCGGCAUGCCACCCGCGGACAGCCCAGCCCAGCCAUACCCACCACCCACCUCCUCACCACCGCCACCAGCAGCAGCACCGUCCCAGCAGAUGUCUGGCGGGGCGAUUGCAGGCAUUGUAAUUCUGUCCUUGGCGGCCCUCUGCUUCCUGCUGGCCCUCCUCAUUGUGUACAGCAGACGACACAAGUCGUCCUCACAUGAGACGGACCCGUUAUCAGCAACUGCUCUUGAGAUCAGUGCUGUGGGCUCUGACCGGCGCGAGUAUGAGAGAUUCAACGCCACCUCAAGGCAAAUCUCCAAUGGUCGCUCAGCAGAGACGUUGCAGUAACCUGCCAACGUGCACACUGGAUUCAACCUUGCCCACUCCCUUCCCUGGUGCUCAUUUGUGGAUACCCAGACCAGAACAAAUGCUAGUGCGAGGAGCCCAAUGGUGUAGGUAGGCUGUGACUGACGUUGGGCAAUAAAUCAUCAUCAUCAUGCCAAGAGGAGCAGCUGUACGUGGUACCUGGAACACAGCCCCAGGAGGGCCGAUACAAGA
This is a messenger RNA of Closterium sp. NIES-67, 3205 nucleotides long. NCBI's taxonomy places the organism in Eukaryota, Viridiplantae, Streptophyta, Zygnematophyceae, Desmidiales, Closteriaceae. The record is from the annotation of a GenBank genome assembly.